Molecule: messenger RNA, 1883 nt
Organism: Rhagoletis pomonella (apple maggot)
Lineage: Eukaryota; Metazoa; Arthropoda; Insecta; Diptera; Tephritidae
Gene: Septin4
Product: septin-2
Exons: 4
Biological process (GO): cytoskeleton-dependent cytokinesis; regulation of exocytosis
Cellular component (GO): cell division site; synaptic vesicle; microtubule cytoskeleton
Molecular function (GO): GTPase activity; GTP binding; molecular adaptor activity
Source: RefSeq, a predicted model, not a curated record
AUAAUAAAUAAACAAAAAAUUCCAGAAAAAAAUCAAACGAUUAAACAUAAAUCUGAGGUGUACCUCACCCGCCUGCAACAGCAACAACAACAGCGCCACUUCUCCUCAUACAUCGCCCCCCCCCACGACAGUGACAAAACGGCUUUCCUACAACAACGACGCCUCUUCGGUGGCGGUGCCUUGGCAUCGUCAUCGUCGACUGGCGGCAGCAGCAGCAGCACAAUCGGUGAGUCGGUAUUGCACCGUUCACAAUCGCAACAACAGCAGCAGCAGCAGCAGCUGGAGAGGAGCAGCAAUUUCAACUUGAGUAGUCAUCACAGCAACAGCGUUGGCAGUGCUGGUAGUGGCGGUGGUUCAGAUAGGGGCAAUAAUAGUGCCAAUGCCACAUUGACUAAUGGCAACAACAACAUCGCCAACAUUAUCAACAGCAUAAAUAGCAACAAUAGUAACAUCAGCUGCAGCAGCAGUGGUGGCAGUGGCGGCAGUGUUGGCAGUCAUAAUUUUAAUAGCAACACCAACAACAAUUGCAAUGGCAAUACGGGUGUAAACAUUGGCAGCAGUAGCGGUGGCAGUGGCCGAUAUCGACCGCCAUUAUAUCCUAAACCCAAGACACCAUCAUUCGAUAAAGAUCGCGACUACAUCGGCUUCGCCACAUUGCCCGAACAAGUGCAUAGGAAAUCGGUGAAGCGUGGAUUCGACUUUACGCUUAUGGUAGUCGGCGAGUCGGGAUUGGGCAAGUCAACGCUAAUCAAUAGCCUAUUCUUGGGUGAUCUAUACAAGACUCGAAUUAUACCAAAUGUCGAAGAGCGACUCGAGAAGACGACACGUGUUGAAAAGAAAACCAUGGACAUAGAAGAGAGGGGAGUACGCUUGCGAUUAACCGUGGUGGAUACGCCAGGUUUCGGCGAUGGCAUCAACUGUGAGGAUAGCUGGCGUGUCUGCACCGCCUACAUCGAUGAGCAGUUUCGUCAAUACUUUACAGACGAGAGUGGCCUGAAUCGACGCAACAUACAGGAUAACCGCGUGCAUUGUUGUUUGUAUUUUGUGCCACCAUGGGGUCAUAGUCUGCGUCAAAUGGAUUUGGAUCUCAUACGACGACUCCACCGCAAAGUCAAUAUAGUGCUUGUCAUCGCCAAGGCGGAUUGUCUGACCAAAAAUGAGGUGCGCAAGCUAAAGGAGCGCAUACUGCAAGAUUUGGAGGACAACAAAAUACAAUUAUAUCAAUUCCCCGAAUGUGAUUCGGAUGAAGAUGAUGAUUUUAAGCAACAAGAUCGCGAUCUAAAGGCUUCAAUACCAUUCGCUGUCGUCGGCAGCAAUACGAUAUUGGAGAUAGCGGGCAAGAAAGUACGCGGGCGUCAAUAUCCUUGGGGCGUUGUAGAUGUGGAAGAUCCCGAACAUAGCGAUUUCAACAAGUUACGCACCUUCCUCAUCUCCACGCACAUGCAAGAUCUUAAGGAUACAACACAGGAUGUGCAUUAUGAGAAUUUCCGUGCACAAUGCAUCUCACAGAUAUCGCAACAUGCGCUGCGCGAACGUGGCAAAUUGAAGCGUGAUUCAAUUAGUUCGACCAAUGGCUUUGAUGCGGCUAUUUCAGAGACAGAUCGAUUGCUGUUGCAGAAAGACGAAGAAAUACGACGUAUGCAAGAUAUGCUCACACAAAUGCAAGAGAAGCUGAAGCAGACUCACUUGAUGGAAAUGAAGAAGAAUGAUAGUGUUAUUGAUGUUUAAGUGAGAGGCGAGGGUUUUGAGCUUUGAACAUAAAGGCAGCUGAUGAAGGAAAAGGGAAGUUCAUUGCCAUGGUUUGAGUGAAGCUUAAAUGCAGGCAUACAAUUCGAGAAACGAACACCUGUAUUGACAUGAAUAACAAAUACCGAAUUAAAUAG